AUGCUAGGCGCCAGUAGUAGUGAGGACGAUGACGACGAUUUCGUAAAUGAGGAACCAGAGCUGACAUACUCGGUCAAGAAACGAUCGUUACUCGGACAACUCUCACCGCGUUCCGCAUCGCCUGCUCCGUCCGAUUCCGUCAGUCAAACGAAUUCGUUGAAACGUAACAAUAGCAGUAGUACGUAUCGACGUAAAGAUUCAUGUCAUAGUCAAACCCCGGCCAGAUCGGCACGGACAGUAUCCACCGUUUCGCGGCCGAUGCUGCAAUCAUCGCAGGAUAUUUCGGAUAAUGACUAUGAAGAUGACGUGCCCACACAAUUAGUGAACGAUGAACCGAGUCUUAGCAAAGAGGAGCAAGAGCGAAUACGAGCCGAACGCGAAGAGGAGGAACACAAGAAAAAUCUGCAAAUGUACGUCUUCGUUGCACGAUGUAUUGCAUACCAUUUCAACGCAAAACAACCGACAGACAUGGCACGACGACAAGUGAAAGUCACUAAGCAGGAUUUGUCAAGGAUCAAGGAGAGGUUUCAAGCGUUCCUGAAAGGAGAGACGAAUAUUCCAACGGAUGAAGCGUUUGCGAAAGCUAUGCACAGUUAUUGUGAGGUUUUUCUCAAAUCUGAACGGGUGCAAAAAGUUGUCGCAGCUGGCGGCUUUUCAAUGCAUGACUUCCGAGAGGUAUUCCGAUGUAAUGUUGAGAAACGGAUUCGAUCGUUACCGGAUAUUGAAGGUCUCUCCAAAGACACCGUGCUUAACUCGUGGAUGUCAAAAUUUGAUACGAUCACGAAAGGAGACGAAGAAGCACAAAGUAGAACCGCUAGAGGUCGUUCUCGAAAUGCUCCAAGUCAACCGAAUGCGGACGUAAUUCUUGGAAAGGAACAACUGUACGAUAUGUUUCAGCAAGUUUUAAGCGUCAAAAAAUUUGAGCAUCAAAUUAUCUUCAAUGCUUUACAGCUGGACAACCCUGACGAACAAGCAGCUGCAAUCAGGCGAGAGGUGGCUACGAGAGAAGACGCGUGUAAGGACAUUCAAAAGAUGCGGAAAAUUAUGCCAAAGUUCGUCGUAAAAGAUAUGGAAACUCUUUUCAUGGAUGAGGUUCGGCAGUCAAUCAAUUUGCUCAUUUCCAAUUUGGAGUCAGUCCCGGUGACACCAAGAGGCCAAGCAGUAGGAAAACGAAAAGACAAGUCUCGCAGUACAGGCAAAUCGAAACGAUCGCGAAGCAUUGAAGAUCUGUCACUGUUCAACAGCUUGAAGAGGAGAACGAGCUCUGGUUCUCUGAACAAGAACGACAGCGACGAUGGAGAGGUGACGUUAACUAAAAGCGAUGUUGUGCUCACGUUCAACAUGGAGGUUGUUGUGAUGGAGGUGCAAGGUCUCAAAGCUUUAGCUCCGAAUCGAAUAGUUUAUUGUACCAUGGAGGUGGAUGGGCACAAAUUGCAGACUGACCACGCUGAAGCUCAGCGACCUUCAUGGGACACGCAAGGUGACUUUUCGACAAAAAAUCCUCUACCAGUUGUGAAGGUGAAGUUGUAUUCGGAGGUGAAAAGCAUCGUAUCUUUCGAGGACAAGGAACUUGGAAAGGUGAUUAUUCAACCGACUCCUAACUGCUCACGAUCACCUGAAUGGUACACGAUGACAGUUCCGAAGAACAGUGCCGACCAAAAUCUGAAAAUCAGGAUAGCGAUACGGGUUGAAAAGCCGCCGAAUCUAAAAUAUUGUGGCUAUUGCUACUGCUUGGGUCGGCAAGCUUGGAAGAAAUGGAAGCGGCGGUUUUUUUGUCUGGUUCAGGUGUCGCAAUACGCUUUUGCGGUCUGCAGUUUUCGACAGAAGAAAUCAGAUCCUACCGAAUUUGUACAGCUGGAUGGUUUUACGAUCGAUUACAUGCCGGAACCGGACCAAGAUCUCAUUGCACAAGGAGGCAAACAUUUUUUCACUGCUAUCAAGGAAGGAGACGAGUUGAAGUUUGCUACGGACGACGAGAACGAGCGACACCUAUGGGUCCAGGCCUUGUAUCGUGCAACUGGUCAAGCUUACAAACCGGUCCCACCAAAACAGUCCACUGUUGCUCCAAAAGCCCAAGGCUUCCAGGAUAAAGCUAGUAAACACGGACUGGAUGAUAUUAUUCAGGCUGAUCCCAUCAGCUUCAACCAUGACCACAUGUUCGCGGAGAUCCAAAGACAAGCGCUUAGUUUCCGAAUGAACGAACCGAUAUGCUCACUGGGUUGGUUUUCACCUGGGCAAGUGUUCGUUCUGGAUGAGUAUUGUGCUCGGUAUAUGGUCCGUGGGUGUUAUCGGCAUGUCACCUUGCUCUCAAACUUGCUCGACAAAGCUGAUCAGGGACAACUAAUUGACCCUACCCUCAUCCACUACUCAUUUGCUUUUUGUGCCAGUCACGUCCAUGGUAAUAGGCCGGACGGCGUCGGUACAGUAACCUUAGAGGAGAAGGAAAAAUUUCAGGAAAUCAAAGAACGAUUACGGGUAUUGUUAGAGAAGCAGAUCACGAAUUUCAGGUACUGCUUCCCAUUUGGUCGUCCUGAAGGUGCUUUGAAGGGUACAUUAUCACUUUUAGAGAGAGUGCUCAUGAAAGAUGUCGUUUCACCAGUACCACCAGAAGAAGUUCGUGCAGUCAUUAGAAAAUGUCUUGAAGAUGCUGCUUUAGUCAACUACACGCGAAUAUGUAAUGAAGCAAAAAUUGAGCAACGGAUGGGAGUUGAUGUGAGUCCUCAGCAGCGGAUUGAAGACAUGAUGCGAGUAACGGAGUACUGUAUCGACUUGCUCAAAGAAAAUGAGGAACAUCACGGAGAGGCGUUCGCUUGGUUUUCGGACUUGUUAGCUGACCAUUCGGAAAUUUUCUGGUCUCUUUACUCGGUUGACCUCGACUCUGCCAUGGAGGUUCAGCCACCAGACUCUUGGGAUGCUUUUCCCUUGUUCCAAACUCUCAACGACUUCUUGCUUAGUGAAAAGUCAUUAAGCGGCGGUAUCUUCCACAAGAAGUUAACCACACAGUUCCAACCAUUGGUGGUGAGAUACACAGAUCUGAUGGAACAUUCAAUAUCACAAUCGAUCGACAAAGGUUUUUCAAAGGAGAAAUGGGAGCCAAGGAAGGAGGGAUGUGCAACUUCGGAGGAUAUUUACUGGAAGCUGGAUGCACUUCAUACUUUUGUUUCCGACUUGAAUUGGCCAGAAGAAGAGUUCCGUAAAUACUUGAAUGUACGCAUGAAAAGCUUAACCUCAGACAUGAUUUCUAAGGUGGCUAGCAGUACUUACCAACAGUUCGAUUCUUGGAUGCAAAGAGCGCGAAAGUCAACAGAUUAUAUCCUACCAUCAGAAGUAUGUGUGAUGAUCAAUGUGCUGUUCAGCUCUAAGGCACGGGCCACGAGGAUAGCUGUGGACGGAGGAGAGUAUCAAUCAAAACUGGACGAAACGUUGGAUACGAUGCUUUCUGACAUGGAAACUUGCAUUCAAGAUAGACUAAUUGGUGUUUUGGAGUUUGUACUCGGAAAGCUCGCGCGGUACGAUGAAGGGAAUCCAAUUGGAGCACUGCUCAGUAUGGCACCUAAACCUACUUCUAUAUUCAACAAAGUGAAAACAAUGGUAGGUGAACAAGGCAUAAACAUCACUGGAACUGCGGCCGCCACACCAACUACUCCACAAAAUUCGAAAACUCCUGUUUCCCAACAACAGUCCACGGGACAUUUCGGGAAUUCGUAUGUGACGUUUAUGCGGGGAUGCACGGAACAGCUGAGACAAAUUGUCACAGACGAGGUUUGGGUCAACACACUGUUUGAGAAUUGGUAUUCCAAUCAAAUGAAGAUGAUCAAUGAAUGGUUAACGGAGCGGUUGCAGCAGUCGCUUAGUCCAUAUCAGUUCACUUGUCUGAGUUUUAUUGUUAAGAAAGUGUACAGCGAUUUCGAAUUGCAAGGAAUUGAUGAGGAGACAUUGAAUAGCAAGAUCUAUCAGUCUAUCAAUAGAAGGUUGCAGCUGGAGGAAACAAACGUUGCUUUACACGACCACAGCAAUGGACACGCUCCAUCCGUGUUUCCUACCUCUCUGGGAAACGCUACUGCAGCUGUGUCAAACGUUUCAAGUAUGGUCGAAGGUGCUGGCGCGAAAGUGUUUUCAUUCUUCAAAUAA
Necator americanus (New World hookworm) is the source of this 4131-nucleotide messenger RNA. RefSeq lists its product as uncharacterized. The record is from RefSeq and is a predicted model, not a curated record. The coding region runs from base 1 to 4131 and encodes 1376 amino acids. The transcript has 35 exons. NCBI's taxonomy places the organism in Eukaryota, Metazoa, Nematoda, Chromadorea, Rhabditida, Ancylostomatidae. Gene Ontology annotation, biological process: synaptic vesicle exocytosis; dense core granule exocytosis.